Molecule: messenger RNA, 2077 nt
Organism: Dendrobium catenatum
Lineage: Eukaryota; Viridiplantae; Streptophyta; Magnoliopsida; Asparagales; Orchidaceae
Product: terpene synthase 10-like
Exons: 7
Coding region: 21-1883 (620 amino acids)
Biological process (GO): diterpenoid biosynthetic process
Molecular function (GO): terpene synthase activity; magnesium ion binding
Source: RefSeq, a predicted model, not a curated record
UUGUUUUAAAGCAUAUUAAUAUGGCUGUGCAGCUUACCCCUUUUUUGUUUCCUUUUAGCAAGAAGCCUCCACUCUUGAGCUCCUCUUCCUCACCAUCGCUUCCUAUUCUUCAGCGAAUAAUGAUAAAUUUUCAUCCCAUACGCGACCUCUCGACUGCUACUGCAACAUCUUCUUCUGCUAGAAGAAUAAAUUUUCAUCACAUACACUGCCUUUCAACUGCUAGCACAACUUCUUCUUCUCCAGCUGUUCGUAGAACAGCAAAUUAUAAGCCAACUAUUUGGGAUGAUAGCUACAUACAAUCACUGCAAAUUGAUUUCAUGGAGGAAAAGUAUAUGUACCGAAGGGAGAAAUUGAUGGAGGAAGUAAGAUUUUUGAUCAACCAGCAACAUAGUCUUACUGAACAACUUGAACUUGUGGAUACCUUGUGUCAACUAGGACUUGGUUAUCAUUUUGAUGCAGAGCUCAAGAAUUUGUUGAGUUCUAUUAGUUCGUCGAAGAAAAAUAUCAACAAUUUGAUAGAGAAUAACAACCUUCAUGAUUUUGCUUUGCUCUUUAGACUUGUUAGAGAACAUGAUAUCCAUAAUGCUUCAAUACUAAGACUUGAUGAUUUGAUAAGCUGCUUUAAAAAUGAGGAAGAAAGUUUCAAUCAAAACAACCAAUUAGAUGUCAAAGGAAUGCUUAAUUUAUAUGAGGCUUCCUUCCUUGCCAUGGAAGGAGAGGAUGAAUUGGAUGAGGCGGGAAAAUUUGCAAUGAAGCAUUUAAAAUACCAUGAUAGAUCCUUACUAAGUCCACAACUUGUUGAACAAAUAGAACAUGCCUUGGAGCUACCCUUGCAUUGGAGAAUGUCAAGGUUACAUACUAGAUGGUUCAUUGAUGCAUAUGGGAGACACAAAAACUUUAAUCCCACAUUGCUUGAGUUUGCUAAACUUGAUUUCAAUAUGGUGCAGAGUAUCUACAAGACAGAGCUUCAGGAAUUGUCCAGGUGGUGGAGAAAUAUCAAUGUUGUUCGUGGUGGGCUUAAUUUUGUAAGAGAUAGAUUGGUGGAGAACUAUUUAUGGGCCAUAGGCUUUACAUUUCAGCCUGAACUCUGGAGAAUCAGAAAAGCAAUGACACAAAUUAUUAGUUUCAUAACAACAAUUGAUGAUAUUUAUGAUAUCUAUGGUACCUUGGAUGAAUUAAAGCUAUUUACAAAUGCUAUUGAAGCAUGGAAUAUAGCUACAACGCAACAACUUCCAGGUUACAUGAAGAAAUGUUUGACAACACUUUUUAAUACAAUGGAUGAUAUUGCCUCCUCAUUUUCAAAGGAAAAAGAGUUGGACAUUCUUCCAUGCCUAAAACGAAUGUGGGCCGAUUUAUGCAAAGCAUAUUUCAUUGAAGCAAUGUGGUAUCAUAAUGGAUAUACUCCUACAUUGGACGAGUACUUGGACAAUGCUUGGGUUACCAUAUCAGGAAUUUGUGUACUAACUGCAACAUAUUGCCUAAGUGAUGAUUUGACUUUUGAAGCUAUUAAAAGCUUGGAGUUCUAUCCACCUAUUGUUCGUUAUUCAUGCAUGCUUUUACGACUUUAUGAUGAUUUGGGAACAUGCACGGAAGAGAUCCAAAGAGGAGAUGUUCCAAAAUCAAUUCAAUGUUAUAUGAAAGAGAAAAAUGUUUCAGAAACAACUGCUCGAGAUUAUAUUAGAUGUUUGAUAAGAAACUAUUGGAAGAAAUUGAAUAAAGAACAUGUAAUAUCUUCAAAAUAUGUGGAGUCUUUUAGAAAAGUUUUAUUUGAUAUACCAAGAACAGCACAAUGUUUCUACCAAUAUGGAGAUGGAUAUGGAGAGCCAGAUCUUGAAACUAGGGAGCAAAUCAUUUGUAUAAUAAUUAAGCCAAUUUCACUUUAAAGGUGAUGGCACUUUGAAAAAUAGAUAUUCCUUUCUAUAAAUGUAUGUUAUGUGCAAUUUAGGAUAUUGCUAAAUGUGUAAUAUUAUUAAGUAAUGCUUCCUUUUUCCCUUAGUGUUAGUAAGUUUUGUUAAUUUUGAGUGUUGUGUGUUGUAGAUCUGUAUAUGAAUGUUGUUUAAAAUGUAUACUAUUUAUU